Molecule: messenger RNA, 445 nt
Organism: Paramecium sonneborni
Lineage: Eukaryota; Ciliophora; Oligohymenophorea; Peniculida; Parameciidae
Source: the annotation of a GenBank genome assembly
AUGAAAUUUACAAGUACUGAUAAUAUAGAAGUGGAUAGACAAGACUAAUAGAAAAUAAAUUCUUUUAGCAGAUUAAAUAUGCAAUAUCAUGAACUAAUAAGAUUAAAUUAAGCGUAUAGAAUGAUAAAAUUAGUAUAGUCGAAAAGAGGAAUUAUCACGUUUAGCAGAUGGUAAAGAUGAAAUGGAAUUAAUGGAUGAUGAUGAGAAGAUUCCAUUUAAAUUUGGUGACUCUUUUAUUAGAGUAAAUGUUGAAAAAGUAAUUAGUUUGGAUAUAUAUUAUAAGGCAAGAACAUUGAUUGAUGAAUAAGUAGUGAAAAUAAAAAAAUAAUUUGAAGAAGAUACUAAGAAAAUAGAAGAGACAUUAAAAUAGAUGAAUAAUUUGAAAGCAAAGUUAUAUGCUAAAUUUGGUAGUCAAAUUAAUUUGGAUGAUGAAUGAUUAUCGAAU